Danio aesculapii is the source of this 2209-nucleotide messenger RNA. RefSeq names its product V-set immunoregulatory receptor (gene vsir). The record is from RefSeq and is a predicted model, not a curated record. Gene Ontology annotation, cellular component: plasma membrane. The transcript is spliced from 7 exons. Bases 186 to 1025 code for a protein of 279 amino acids. NCBI's taxonomy places the organism in Eukaryota, Metazoa, Chordata, Actinopteri, Cypriniformes, Danionidae. Gene Ontology annotation, biological process: negative regulation of CD4-positive, alpha-beta T cell proliferation; positive regulation of regulatory T cell differentiation; regulation of immune response.
GAGCUGCUUGUUUUGUGGGUCACUUGUGAAAUGAUUCAGAGCAGUAACUUACAGUAAGAGCAGUUCACAACUGACGAGAAAAAGAGGAAGACUGUAUAAGAUUUAUGUCUUAAACUGUAGAGGACUUUGGACGUAAACCGAAGAUAUUUCAAGAGUUUUGUGGACGUGAUAGGAGAUCAGGACUGAUGGAUGUAUUUCGGGCUGUGUUGCUCUGCUUUCAUGUGUUUACUGCGAUUCAAGCGAGUGGUGAUCAUCACUCUCUCAGAGUCUCUGUGCCCCAUCGGACCUACGAGUGUCCCGAAGGUGCAGAUGUCAUUCUGAAGUGUGUUCCGUCCGGGUCCAAGGCUUACCCGCAGGACACGUUCUGGACUACCUGGCUCUACACACCUCGCUCACAAGACCACUGCCAGAAGGGAGCACAUCCGCGCAAGGCCAAUCACACCAACCGCUCUCUGGGAGUGGAAUACUCCAGUGGAGACAAGGUCUUCUCAGUCUCAUUAAAGAAUGUCAGGCAUGCGGACCAGGGCAAAUACUGCUGCUGGCUUCUGGACCUCCAUGGCAAGCACAAGGAGCAGGACGCCCAUGACUUCAUGUACCUCACUGUGGUGCCAAUACCCGCAAAUGCUUAUAAUGGGAGUCUGAAAUGUUUGGAAUAUUCUCACACUGCUUCAGAUGACUCUGUGGCUGAAGGUCUGGCUAUCGCAGCCUGUGUUGCUUUUGUUCUGUGCCUCCCGCUAAUUCUGAUGCUGGUUUACAGACAGAGACAAACAGUAGAGCGACACAGACGUGCACACGAACUGGUGCGAAUGGACAGUGAAGCACAGGCGCAUGAGAACCCAGUGUUUUUGGGUGAUUCUCCAGAACCUAAAAUGCGGACAAUAUCCCAAAUAAUGAUGAGGCAGUCAUCUGAAACAGGACACCAUCUCCUGUCAGAACCAGGAACUCCAUUCUCUCCAAACAUACAAGGAGAACUGUUCUUCCCAGCACAGGACCCCAUCCCGGAGUCUCCCAACUUACUGGGAUAAAAGACGUCACAUUCACCUCCUCCAGGAAUGCCUAGAGCUUCUUUCCCUCCCCUCCAAAUCAUCAUCAUGCCCCUCUUUUUCCAGCAUUCUGCAAGGAUGAUGAGGAGAAACCCACUCAAAAUAAGACAAACAGACUCUUUGAUUACGGUGGGAUGCCUUAUCUGUUUGCCAAGAAGCAAAAUCUGAGUGUUUCACAAGUUGGCGUGAUCACAGGGAAAUUUCAUCAAGAGGGUCCAAAGAUGUCCUUUUUAUGCCAUUCGAGCUGCACACACCUCUGUUCAUCACAAGCUUUGUUUGUGAGAUGCACCGUGGCUUCAUUUGCACUUAAACAUGUCUCUUUUCCAAUCUGUAUCUCUUCUAGACUUCAGGGAUGUUUUAAUACCUCACGCUCUACUGUUUUGGAGUACUCAGCACUUCUUAAGUACUUCCUCGAUGCAAACAGCCAAAGUACUCGCUUUGUCACUGAAUCAAUGCUGGUGCUGGUCCCAGAUUUGGAGGUUGACCAGACGAACCAGCAGAUCCUCGAAUUUCUACGACCAUGCUUGUUUUAAAGCUUCAAAACUGCUGAUAAUGCCACAAAGGCUCUAUCCUGGGACCUUCACCGUUGUGAAUCAGUGGAAAAGCAAUGUUCUCGAAACACUCGCCAUCAAACCUGCUGAGCAAUGAUGGGCUUUUUAAAACCCUUUCGCGGUGAGUGUGGUGCUUUAACCAUAUUUGUAGCUUAUUUUACAAGCAUUCUUGAAGAAUGAGUGCAGAUUAUUGUGGUGAAUGUUGCAUUGGUGAUAAUCACACAGUUGCGUCUCUUACGUCACCUGUGGCUUUAAGGAGCUGAAGACUCAUGAAAGAUUUUUAUCUUUUGUACUGAUUUGCUUUAUUGGAUGUGUGGGUGUAUGAGUGAGUGUGUAACUGUUCCUUCAAAAGAAAAAAAAAAGCAAAGAGCUUGUAAACAGGAAGCUUCCAUGUAAAAUCCACUGCCAUAGUGUGCCAAAACUUUGCUUUGUAUAUGAAUGGAGAAUGAUUGCAAAUACACAUUGUAAAUAUGACGAUGAAUGCACCAGUUUGUACAUUUGAACAUGUGACUGUAUAAAAAAUGUAACAUAUAUGUAGCUCUGAUGACACGUCAAAAACAAUUGCUUAUAUCUCUUUUUAUAAAAAUACAAAUAAAAAAAAAAGUUCUGCUGAAA